This is a messenger RNA of Loxodonta africana (African savanna elephant), 2032 nucleotides long. RefSeq names its product glutamic--pyruvic transaminase 2 (gene GPT2). The record is from RefSeq and is a predicted model, not a curated record. The transcript has 11 exons. Bases 1 to 1572 code for a protein of 523 amino acids. Lineage: Eukaryota; Metazoa; Chordata; Mammalia; Proboscidea; Elephantidae. Gene Ontology annotation, biological process: biosynthetic process. Gene Ontology annotation, molecular function: pyridoxal phosphate binding; L-alanine:2-oxoglutarate transaminase activity.
AUGCAGCUGGCGGCGUUGCUGGUGCGGCGGGGAUGCUGCCCCCGGCCCCCCGGCCCCUGGGGCCGAAGUCAGAGCAGCGCAGCCGCCGAGGCCUCGGCGGUGCUCAAGGUGCGGCCCGAGCGGAGCCCGCGCGAGCGCAUCCUCACGCUCGAGUCCAUGAACCCGCAGGUGAAGGCGGUGGAGUACGCGGUGCGGGGGCCCAUCGUGCUCAAGGCCGGCGAGAUCGAGCUGGAGCUGCAGCGGGGUAUCAAAAAACCGUUCACUGAGGUCAUCCGCGCCAACAUCGGGGAUGCCCAGGCCAUGGGCCAGCAGCCAAUCACCUUCAUCCGGCAGGUGAUGGCACUGUGCACCUACCCUAACCUGCUGAACAGCCCCAGCUUCCCAGAGGACGCUAAGAAACGCGCCCGGAGGAUCCUACAGGCUUGUGGCGGGAACAGCCUGGGAUCUUACAGUGCUAGCCAGGGUGUCAACUGCAUCCGCGAAGAUGUGGCUGCCUACAUUACCAGGAGAGAUGGCGGCGUGCCUGCAGAACCUGACAAUAUUUACCUGACCACCGGAGCUAGCGAUGGUAUUUCUACAAUCCUGAAGAUCCUGGUUUCGGGGGGCGGCAAGUCACGGACGGGCGUGAUGAUCCCCAUCCCACAGUACCCACUCUACUCGGCGGUCAUCUCGGAGCUGGGUGCCGUCCAGGUGAACUAUUACCUGGACGAGGACAACUGCUGGGCCCUGAACGUGAACGAACUCCGGCGGGCCGUGCGGGAGGCCAAAGACCACUGUGACCCCAAGGUGCUCUGCAUCAUCAACCCCGGGAACCCCACAGGUCAGGUACAAAGCAGGAAGUGCAUAGAAGAUGUAAUUCACUUUGCUUGGGAAGAGAAGCUCUUUCUCCUGGCUGAUGAGGUGUACCAGGACAACGUGUACUCCCUGGACUGCAGAUUCCACUCCUUCAAGAAGGUGCUUUACGAGAUGGGGCCUGAGUACUCCAACAACGUGGAGCUGGCCUCGUUCCACUCCACCUCCAAGGGCUACAUGGGCGAGUGUGGCUACAGAGGAGGUUACAUGGAGGUGAUCAACCUGCACCCCGAGAUCAAGGGUCAGCUGGUGAAGCUGCUCUCAGUGCGUCUGUGCCCCCCCGUGUCCGGGCAGGCCGCCAUGGACAUUGUCGUGAACCCCCCAGUGCAAGGAGAGGAGUCCUUCGAGCAGUUCAGCAAGGAGAAGGAGUCCGUCCUGGGUAAUCUGGCCACAAAAGCGAAGCUGACUGAAGACCUGUUUAACCAGGUUCCGGGAAUCCACUGCAACCCCUUGCAGGGAGCUAUGUAUGCCUUCCCCCGGAUCUUCAUCCCGGCCAAAGCCGUGGAGGCAGCUCAGGCCCACAAAAUGGCACCAGACAUGUUCUACUGUAUGAAGCUGCUUGAGGAGACUGGCAUCUGCGUCGUGCCUGGCAGCGGCUUCGGGCAGAGAGAAGGCACUUUCCAUUUCAGAAUGACCAUUCUGCCUCCAGUGGAGAAGCUGAAGACAGUUUUAGAGAAGGUGAAGGACUUUCACAUAAAGUUCUUGGAGAAAUACGCCUGAGGAAUACUCAGGGCCCCAGAAGGAGGCCUCACUCGCAGCCUGCCUUCUGUGGCCACCUUGGCGAGACUGAGCCUGCCUCCCCCAGCGACUCUGCCUCGGGCCUCACCGAGGUCACAGGCUGCUUGUCGUCCUUUUGCCCUAGGAGACUUCUUUCUUUGUGCCUUGUGGUUGGGACCCUUCUCUUCUGAGCAAAUGUGAACUAACUUGCCUGGUCUUGGCGGCCCUAUUUUCUGACACCAAAGUGGAGGGAGACUCCCUCAGCAGCUGUGGUCGGGGUUCUCAGAGCCUGUUGCUUUCAGGAAGUCCAUUUAGGGUUUCAGCAACCAGGGUGUGUUGGGCAAGGUGUUUACAAUCUGGAAAAACCAGUGGAUGUAACGUAUGACUUAACCACAGUGAGGACUGGAAACCAAAACUCACCAGCGUCAUCUGGGAAAUAAAACCCUCAGCAGUGUCAAAUCUA